AUGGACAUGGACCCUUCGGCAACGUUGUUGAGUCUCCUUCACAAAAAUCAAAAUUCACCUUCUGAAACAACCACGGCCGUUCAGAGAAGUCCUCCUACUUCAUCAUAUCCUUCUCAACCAACCCCUCCACCAAUUCAAAGUUCACCUAAUCCUAUGCAAAUUUUCAGCAUUACCGCACCUUAUCCUCAGCCAUUAGCUUAUAACCCAACCUUAUCUUCACAAUCGCAAAUGUCACCAAUUCCUUUAACUACUUUUUUCCAAUCCCUUACCCCAGGCUCGAUUACUUCACCCUCACAGUUAACCUCAAUAAGUGCUGGUAGUGUAACACCUCAGCCUCAACCAGGUUUAAUUUCUUUUGGUGGCGAAAACGAAGCGACUACACCUUCCGGAACGAGUGAUCCUACUUUAUUGAACAUUGACAAAGCUUCUACAGAAUCUCUUAAGUUAGCUUUAUUUGGUCGUCAGUCUUCAACAAGUUUGGAUGAAAGUCAACAGGAGAAUGAAAAUCAAUAUGAAGUGGAUACUUUAUUUCCUCAGGAUGAAAAUCCAUCAGAGGUAGAAGCAACUUAUAAUGAAGAGUCUGCCGAAGUUGAAAAAGAAUUACCUUCUGAGGCGGAGGUCGAUUACAAUAAAAUUUCGACGUUCGAAUCAAUAGGACCCACCACUUCAUCACCAUCAACAAACCAGUCUCCUCCAACGACGAAUAAAUCUAUGUUUACUUAUACCAAUCCUUUUGACAUUUUAAAGAAAUCACCGCCUCCUUCUCCUUCACAAUCAGUUAACACAAGCCAGUGGAAUGUACAGUCUACUUCGACAUCUCAAAAAAAACGAGAGCCUCGACAUACAGAACCAUUUCUUUCCGAAUUAUCUGCAUGGAAUAUACGUGCAAACUUAUCAGCCCAGGCAAUUUCAAGUGUCCCAGAUGGUGUUAAACUUCCGCGAGGGAUCCUUCUUUAUGAUACAGGCAAAAAAAAUGAAAAUGUCUUGUCCCGUAAGGAUCUAGAACUGACUACAAUAACCCUCGUUCCAAGUGAGUUGGAAUAUCGUGCUGGAAAAUCAAUUGCUGUUAAUGGAUUAUAUAUUUGCUAUGCUGUUAAAGGUGGAAAAAUACGAGUUAUAAGUACUUUAUAUGGUAGCAAAACGUUAUUGCGAAACCACGACAAGUAUAUUCUUGAUAUGUGUAUUCAAGACGUACUAUCUGAUGAAUUCAUAGAUGAUGAACUUGAAACGCAAUUGCUUCUUGCAGUUGGUAUUGAUAGUAAAAUUACAGUUUGGGAACUUUUCGAACCUCCGCCUGAACAAGAUGUUGAAAUCCCGUUCAAGAUUUUACUUGAAAUUAAUUCUAAUGAAUCACCUGAUGAAUUAAAGUCUCCACGAUAUCAUCGUGCUGUAUGGCAUCCAAAGAUUCGAAAUGUGUUUGCGGUAGCUACGGAUACUAAUGACGUGUUAAUUAUCGAUAUAAAUAAAAUUUUGGAGGGCGAAGAGGAAAGGAGUUUAAAAGAAUCUGAUAUAUCAGGAAAGAUUUUGAAGUCUCAAAUGCUUGAUAAGCCCAUCAAUGACCUUGCUUUCUCUCCCGAUGGAACGAUUUUGGCCACGGCAAGCGAUGACAGUGUCAUCUUUUGGGAACUUGAUUUCGAAAAUGAUGUUGGUAUAAAUCCGGUCAACAGAAUAAUUCUCGAUGGACAACAGGUAUCUUCAAUAUUAUUUAUUGAUGGAGGACAAUCUUCGCUUAAAUUCCGCUACGUGAUAUUGGGAACCGAAAGAAACACGAUUCUUCAUCUAUAUGAUGUUGAAUCAAGCGGAUACAUACAAUCCAUUAAUUUCUUACCACCACCAGAGCGGCGAGCCCCUUUAAGCAAAUCAUAUAGAAAAGAGGAGGCAAUGUUUAAUUGUGUUAGCUUUGAUCAAGAAUCUGGCACUCUGUUUAUAGCUAAUAGUGCAAGGAUAUCUAUAUUUGCAUUGCACUUACAUUUUCCACUGAAGAAAUCUGAACAGCUUGACCCUUAUAAUCAGGCUCUUUUCGGUGCUACUAGUCAAAAUCAUAUUGAAUAUGAAUCGAUGAGCUCGGGUGAUGUUCCAAACAGUUCAGAUGUCGUUCAAUUUGAUUAUAUGAUCGAAUUUCCAGUCUCCCAACUGAUUGGGAGCUUUGUCAUAGUUCCUGAUACGAAUUCUUCACAGGGCGUAUCAUUAUAUUGUAUUCAAUCUAAGGCUGUUCAGCAAUAUAAUAUUUCCAAAUAUUUGAUAUUGCCUCCAAAUUUUGAUGCUUGUCCAGAGUAUUUAUCUUCAAAUUCUGAAAUUGUUCAAUUGUCAACAGCAAAUGAUGCUAAUAUCGAAAAGGACAUUGUAAAAAGUACAACAACUAUCGAAAUUCCUAAUACCAGAGAUGAAUAUAGUUCAGAAACCACAGCUCUUGUCACCGAAUCUGAAGAUAUUGCACUAAGUGAAAAGUAUGCUGGACAAGAGCCUUCAACAAGUAAUACGAUAGAAUCCACAAUGAAUUCAGAUGAAAUUGAAAGUAAAAGUCAAGAAAAUCAGAAAAUAUCGAGUAUUAAAUUAUCUGGUCCAAUAGUAAAUGGUACUAUAGCAAAAUUAAAAGAAAAAAAAAAGGCUGCUCAUCCUCCUUCUUCAGUUCAGAAUAAUGAUUUAUCGUCUGAUUCAGAAAAGACUUCAAGGAGAAAAGAAUCACGUCGUGGUAUGGAAAGGGACAAGGAUAGUGGGAAUGAGAACGCAAAUUACACCCUCGAAACUACCAGCAAAGCUGCAGGUAAAAAGGCUGUGGAUGGUAUUUCAAAAAACAAUGGAAAAAUAGGUAGCGGAGCUGGAGAGAAAAGCAAAAAAGCGGAAUCACAAGAAGGUCAGUCUGCUAUACCGUCAGCCGGCAUUUCUCCUGCACAAAUGCAGACGAUCACGAAAGAAAUAAGAAAGAUGGAAGAUAAUGUUACUAAUAAACUUGGAAGGAUGUUUUCGAAAGAAUUAGAAAAGCAAUUUCAAAAAAUAGAGGAAGAACGUGUAGCACAUCAAGCCGCUGAAACUUCGCGUCAAGAGACUAUACUCAAAGUCGUUUCUCAAACUCUUAGUACAAAUACAUCCAAGUUGUUGGAGUCAACCAUUCGUAACGAAAUACAAAAUUCUGUCCUUCCUAACUUGAGCAAAAUGGUUACUAGUGCUGUUGAUAAACACGCUCAUAGAGGGAUGGUUGAUGCCGUAAAUAAAGCGGUUUCAGAUAACGUGCCACGCGUUCUUGCAAAAGCUCCAGUUAUCGAAUCAAUUGCUAAAGGAGUUUCCAAAUCCAUACGACCAGUUAUCGAAGAAACGUUCAGAGAAAAUUUUACUUCUGUGCUAAUCCCAUCAUAUCAAAAGGCUACUAAUGCUAUGUUUGAACAAAUUACCACCACUUUUGAGGCUGGAUUACAAGAUAUUGCACAUAAAAGUGCUCAAUCAGCUUCAUUUACUAAUUCUCAAAGUACUGAUCAGAAUGUUUUGGCACGUUUACAAGCGUCUAUUGAGCAUUUAACUUUAACUGUUCAGCAAUUACAAUUGCAAGCUAAUGUUAAUAAUGCAAAUGCUGGUGGUAAUAUAAGGCAGAUUUCCUUAACAAUCAACCAAACAUUGCAGCAUGAACGAGCACGUUCUCUUUCUGGAGAAUUAAAACGAAUUUUAAUUCCGCAAGGUGCAACUUCAACACCAGCACCUUCCAUGUCACACCAAGAGAUAUAUAAUUAUACACCUUCUGUGAGAGCUGCUGCUUCUCAACCUUUAUUAUCACAGCCGGUUAUACUUUCACUCAUCCAUCAUCUUUCUUUGGAGUUGAAUAAAUUCUCGGAAUUAAAACGAGCAUGGAUAGAAGAGGCUGUUAUUAAACUUAAUCCGAAGGACCAUAUAAUUAGGGAGCAUUGUGAAAGGAUUUUGCCGCUGGUAAAACAAAGACUUGAAGAGCAUUACUACCAGAUAGCUACACAAGACGCCCAAAGUCCUUGUUUGAAGAAUAUUGGACUUUUAAUUCAUGCUUUUAUUAAUAGUCAGAUAUUUGAUAUAAAUUUACCAUUAAGAUUAGAAUUUGAAGAAUUUGUAUCUCAAGAAAUUGCUGAGAGAAUAUUAUCAAGAUAUUUGGUUGGUACCAACAAGAGAAAGCUCAAAAAAUGUGGAAUAAUGGAAAAAGCUCAUGAUUUAAAUAAAUCUUAUAAAUAUUAUAUAAAAGCUAUACAAAAUACCUAUCCUCAAACUUUAGACAGAGUUUUAUCUGUUGCAGAAUUUAAAAAAGGGGUAGUUCAGGAUCUUGUAAAAGCAUUUGUUAAAGCAAACAUUCCUUUAGAAAAAAUAAAUGCACUCCAAUCUUUUUUUAAAAAAUAUUAUCAUGAAGGUGAUGCAAUUUCACAAACUGAUGCAUUGAG
This is a messenger RNA of Funneliformis geosporum, 4391 nucleotides long. The record is from the annotation of a GenBank genome assembly. NCBI's taxonomy places the organism in Eukaryota, Fungi, Glomeromycota, Glomeromycetes, Glomerales, Glomeraceae.